Molecule: messenger RNA, 1066 nt
Organism: Capsicum annuum
Lineage: Eukaryota; Viridiplantae; Streptophyta; Magnoliopsida; Solanales; Solanaceae
Product: transmembrane emp24 domain-containing protein p24beta3
Exons: 4
Coding region: 226-900 (224 amino acids)
Biological process (GO): endoplasmic reticulum to Golgi vesicle-mediated transport; Golgi organization; intracellular protein transport
Cellular component (GO): endoplasmic reticulum-Golgi intermediate compartment; COPII-coated ER to Golgi transport vesicle; endoplasmic reticulum
Source: RefSeq, a predicted model, not a curated record
AACAUAAGAUAACUAAUUUUGAGAUUAGUAAUUCCGGAUAAUUUGUUUUCCAACGAAACAACCCCUAAAGGAUAACAAAUGGAGCUUAGUCGCAAUAUAAAUACGCUGAUAGUCAACUCCAUCUCCACCACUCAUAUACACGUUUCCCUCCACUUUACCACUUCCCAAAUUCUCAAAAAAUCUCGGCACAAUUCCCAAUAACUCCGGCGAGAACCACCGGGAAAUAUGCCCGCCGUAAUGAAAGUCAACGCCUUCGCCGGAGCUGGAGCUAAGUACUCGAAGGUUUUAGGUUUGGUUGCUAUUUUAGUAUUCAGUUUCGUCGGAGAAAUCUCGGCGUUAUCGGUGACGGUAAAUGACGUGGAGUGUGUUCAGGAAUACGUGUUGUAUGAAGGCGAUACGAUUUCGGGGAACUUCGUUGUUGUAGAUCAUGAUAUUUUCUGGAACUCGGAUCAUCCCGGCAUUGAUUUCACUGUGACAUCACCUGCAGGAAAUGUCGUGCACACGAUGAAGGGAUCAGCAGGUGAUAAAUUUGAAUUCAAGGCCCCAAAGAGUGGGAUGUUCAAUUUCUGUUUUCGUAAUCCACAUUCAUCGCCAGAAACAGUAUCGUUCUACAUACAUAUUGGACACAUUACCAAUGAACAUGACCUUGCCAAAGAUGAACAUUUGGACCCCAUCAGUGUCAAAAUCGCUGAACUAAGAGAGGCAUUGGAGUCAGUUACAGCAGAACAGAAUUACUUGAAAGCACGUGAUUCUCGUCAUCGUCAUACUAAUCAGAGCACACGGAACCGUGUUAUAUUCUACACCGUUGCAGAGUAUCUUCUGCUAAUAUUAGCAAGUGGACUUCAAGCGAUGUACAUUCGAAGCUUAUUCACUAAGUCCAUCGGUUAUAAUCGUAUCUGAUGACGAACGUUGCAUGUCCUUUCCCCGGCUUCGUCGUAUGCUGAACUUGACUAGUUGUAUUACCAGAUUUUAAGUUUCUCAAUAUGAUGUAUGAUUGUAUGUACAUUCUAAAUGUACUUUGGAGUUUGGAUCUAGUUCUCAAUAAAAGAAAUUGAUUUAUUGUUCU